Messenger RNA from Cylindrotheca closterium, 3285 nucleotides. Lineage: Eukaryota; Bacillariophyta; Bacillariophyceae; Bacillariales; Bacillariaceae. The record is from the annotation of a GenBank genome assembly.
AUGGGAAAGUUGAAGAACAACAAGAAAGUGGCAAUCGCUGCUAAACCUGUUAAUUCUACUGCUCUUACUCAGGGUCGCAUCAGUUUUUCGCAAAAAAGCCGAGUCGAAACCGCCGAAAUUCGAUCAAAAAGGGAAUCCAACGAUUUGGACCCUCCAAUCGUCAACAACAACAGCGACACCAAGAUGGAGGAGGUCGAGAAUCCACUGAAGUACGAUCGCAUUGUCCAGAACAUUGAUUUGUCUCAGUGGAACCUGCAAACCCUUGCCUAUUUAUGCACAAUCCACCAUGCUCCGGCGACUGAAUCCUGGGAGGAAGCAGCCAAGAAGCUACUACAGAUUUGUGAUGGGGACUGGAACUUGGUCGAGCAACGCAUUCGAGCUGCGCUUGACCGAGACAUCAAGGACGAAUUUAUUGGAAACGAUCGGGAGCUCGUUGUCUAUGUCCGAGGACUGAUUCUUGGGCUGGCGGUACAAGAUCCUCUGGUGAUUUUUCCUUUGGACGACCCGAUGGAGGAAACUACGUUUUUCAAUCGGUAUUGGGAUUUUACUUUGGAGGUCGAGCCUCGUUUACUACUGGAACUCCGUCCUCUGGCUAAAGUGUGGGCCAUUGCAGUUGAACUUCUAGGCCACCCGUGGACCGACCCCGCCACGACGACGGUAGUAACGGAAUUGGCUGAGCGUCGCUCAGCAGCCAAGGGCCGAAAACGUGAGCACGAUCUGGACCCAUCAACAGAACGAAAAUCAGCUCCAAUUGACCGUCGCUCUCCUGCGCGAGGGUUCUUUCCGGAUGCUACUCCAAAACCAGUUCGCGACUCUGUUGCCCCCGAUAAGGAUGAUUCGGUGGUGAUGGACACAACAGGUCCAUCGGUAAUUAGCCCCACCAAUAAACCAGUCAACGGCGAGUUUGCUUAUUGGUCCGACAACGAUGGGUCGGAGUCCGUUGAGUCGGCUCCAGACUUUUCUGCACCAUCGAAUUCGGACCAACCUCCUACUGAAGUGGUUACUGAGCCUCCCAACAUUCCUCGACCUCCAGCUCCUCUGUCCGUGAAGAAGCAACUCACUUAUGUUGCCGCCUCACAGAAGAAGGCUGCUAUUCGGACCAAGUACCUCUCUGAAGAAAUGAAAGCCCGAGAAGUGACACAGAUGAAUUUGACUGGGCUUCCUCGCUCGAACGCCCAGUUCCUCUGCGCUACAAUCAACUAUGAAUGGGAUGGCGACACAUCUGAGUCUAUUGAAAAGUGUUUCACUGAAGAAAUGGUCUCGGUUCUGUCUAUGGCUAUGGACAACGCUGAGGGCGACUUGGUCAUUCUUCCGGUGAGCGAACUCCGUGUACGGGACAAGAAGUUGUGGCUGACCUCUAAGGAGAAAGUGGAGGAGCUCACCUACAAGAAGCUCAAGCCCUACAUUGACUGGUCCUGGAAUAAUGGCGCCCGAUUUGGCUACAACGCUAAGAACCCCGGCUCCAAGACUCUUCGCACCCGCAUUCGCGUCGCUCACAAUUCUUCUCUGGACGACAUGUCCCGACUACUGGGUCAAUGUUUCGAGAUCACCGGCACGCAUGCAGGCGUCUUCCGCUCCCCGCUGCAAGUUAGUGAUCCUGUCCGAAUCGGUUGGCUACUGAACUACCCCAUGGGGAUUGGGAGAGCGGCACUUGAACGCGAGCUCAUGCGUCACUUCACCUUCAAGAGAGCUAUAGCCCUAGAACCUGCGUGGCCACAGAACCCCGGUACGGCGGGCCAAAAAUGGAUGCCCUCCAAGGGUCCAAAAGCGUGGCACAUUUGGGUAGCUGCUUCUGACGUGGAUAGAGUGGCACGGGCCCUCUUUGCAUGGCUCAGGCCAGAAACAAAGAAGUGUCACAUGCCGUUUGGUGCCCGGACUCAGUUUGUCUACGACUGGGGGGCCAUUACGAAGGGUCACCUAGGUGACCUUGCGCAACCAGGGGGGCAGUGGAAUGGCAUCAUUGGGAAACUCAUCAACACCCAUGACACUACCUCCCAGACCUGCACCUCCCUGGCUCCACUGUUUCCUAUCCAAGGCAUGCUGCCCAAGGUCUUCAUUCCCAAGUACUGCAAACAGGGCAAGGGCAAAUCCCUCCUCCAAUUCCUCUACGCGAUUCAGUGCAUACCAGCGGUCAAAAAACCUCCACCUGCUCAGCCUGAACAAUCAGCCACACAGGAUGCCGAUACUCCAGACUCUCCAUUGCCACCUUCCGUGUCUUCUACUCCUCCAGAACCGACACCGAUCAACCCAAGUGUAACUGCCCCCACCCUAGCUCAGCCAACUCUACCCGCCCCAUCCACCAAGCGUUCCAGUCGCAAGGGGUCUAAGAAUCGCCGGGCCAAGCAACCUCUUGAGAAACCUACAGAGACGCCUCAGGCUACUCCCCCCACCCCUCUUCCACGGCCUACUCCUGCACUGAAGUCUACACCCCAGUCAGCAACCAACCCUCCUACGGAGUCUUCCGCUCGGGCAAAACUUUCUGCAUCUGAGCAGCCCCUGGUCACUGAGGCAUUUGAUCGCAGCGCAUGGCUGGCGGCAAUGGAUGCGGAACUGAACCAGGGCCCAGCCGGUCUCUUCCAAAUGAUCCUACCAGGCCCAAUUGAUGGCUUCUAUGUGUUCGUGGUGCGCCAAAAGUUUGCCUCAUUGGCACAGGAAGUUCUCAAGAACCUGACGGCCUUCCUGAUUUCUCACCUUGAGUUAUGGCAGGACCUGAAGCACCAGAGGAAGACAUGCCGCACCUGGCUCUGCUUGGAUCACUAUAUUCGAACGGUUACCAACGCUAUGACCUGGGACCAAAGCCAACAUCUUGCAAUCUUGGAGUAUGAGCGGGACGUCGAUUUGGACCAGCAAGUGGAAAAGGAUGAUAAUGAGUGGAUUGAGAAGCUCCUUGCGGCAGAGCAGGCUUCUCCAGAAUUUGAGGGCACCAUCACGAUUGACCUGUCGAUGCCAGCUGCCAAGGAUAUGGAUGACGGGGCUACAGUAGACAGCGCGGCAAAUAUGGCAGCAUUAUUGGAGAACAUGAAAGCGGAUGUCAAUGACCUUUGCACGGAAUUAGAGACUGCGGCGGAAGAACUGGCUCAAGCUAAGGAUGCGGAGGCUGCCAAGGAUGCUCGUAUCCUUGAAUUGGAGGCCAAAAUGGCGGAACAAGCAUCGGUUACAGGCAAGCACCGUUCGUCAAGCCCCUCCUCCAGCAAGGCAACAUCAUCGGCUGACAGUGGGGGUGGCCCCCCCCGGCGGUGGUCCCUAACCACCAACGGUCCCGUCACGCAAGGUUGCGGAGUUUGA